Cooperia oncophora is the source of this 324-nucleotide messenger RNA. The record is from the annotation of a GenBank genome assembly. Lineage: Eukaryota; Metazoa; Nematoda; Chromadorea; Rhabditida; Trichostrongylidae.
AUGCAAGGCACAGAAGUAAAACUGGAUACUGUGAAGGAUCGUUAUCGAACCUGUUGCGAUAUUUGUCAUAUCAAAAUCGGUACUGCAAUUCUCGGUGCGGCAGAAGCCGUCGUAUGUGUGAUGGUUUUAUUGAGCGCUAUUCAACAAAUCGUAUGGAAGAGUGGAGGUUCACAUAAUUGUUCUAACAAGGUUCUCCAGGAUUGCCUUAUAUUUCACUUCAGUCAUUUUGACGUAACUCUUGUAUUCGACUACAUCGUGAUCGCCAUGAUAAGUUUCAUGCUGUUCAGUGUAGGUUUAUUCACUUUUUCAUUACUAUGCAUCUAA